AUGUCUGGUACCGAUUACAAGUUCGAGGGCUGGCUCGGCCACGACGCUGAGUCCGUUAAGGGCAACAUGAAGUGGGGUGAAUUCGAGCCCAAGAAGUGGAGCGAGGAUGAUGUCGACAUCAAGGUCUCCCACUGUGGUAUCUGUGGCUCAGAUCUGCAUACUCUCAAGAGUGGUUGGGGAGAGACACCAUACCCUUGCUGCGUUGGUCACGAAAUCGUGGGUAAGGCCGUCAAGGUCGGAAGCAACGUCAAGCACGUCAAGGUUGGCGACAGAGUCGGUGUCGGCGCUCAAUCGGCCAGCUGCGGCAAGUGCGAGGAUUGCAAGAACGGCGAGCAGAACCAUUGCUUGAACAUGACCGGCGCAUACGGCGACAAGUACAAGGAUGGCUCUGGCAAGAGUUACGGUGGCUACUCUACCUAUUCCCGUCACACUGGCAACUUCGUCUUCAAUAUUCCCGAUGGUCUCGACUCUGCCGACGCUGCUCCCAUGCUUUGUGGUGGUGUCACAGUCUACUCGCCCUUGAAGAACUAUGGCGCUGGACCCGGCAAGAAGGUCGGUAUCGUUGGUGUUGGUGGUCUCGGCCACUUCGGUGUCCUCUUCGCCAAGGCCCUUGGAGCCGACGAGGUUGUCGGUAUCUCUCGUAAGGCAAGCAAGAAGGACGAGGUCCUCAAGCUCGGUGCCGACAGAUACAUCGCUACCGAUGACGACAAGGACUGGGCACAGAAUAACCGCCGCACUCUUGACCUGAUCGUCUCAACCGUGUCCAGCGGAAAGAUGCCUCUCGAGGGUUACGUCUCCCUGCUCAAGACCAAGGGAACCCUCAUCCAGGUCGGAGCCCCUGACGGUGGCGAGCUCCCUAACAUCAAUGCCUUCACUCUUAUCGGCAAUGGCGUCAAGAUUGGCGGCAGUGCCAUUGGCAGCCCCGAGGAAAUCAACGAGAUGUUAAAACUGGCCGCAGACAAGUCAAUUAAGCCAUGGAUUGAGAAAAGAUCGAUGAAAGACGCAAACGCCGCCAUCGUCGACAUGGACGAAGGCAAGGCCCGUUACCGCUAUGUCCUUUGCAACGACGAGUAA
Messenger RNA from Aureobasidium namibiae CBS 147.97, 1074 nucleotides. Its product is annotated as putative zinc-binding alcohol dehydrogenase. The record is from RefSeq and is a predicted model, not a curated record. Gene Ontology annotation, molecular function: zinc ion binding; alcohol dehydrogenase (NADP+) activity. NCBI's taxonomy places the organism in Eukaryota, Fungi, Ascomycota, Dothideomycetes, Dothideales, Saccotheciaceae. The transcript has 5 exons. The coding region runs from base 1 to 1074 and encodes 357 amino acids. Gene Ontology annotation, biological process: alcohol metabolic process.